Larimichthys crocea (large yellow croaker) is the source of this 3613-nucleotide messenger RNA. RefSeq names its product endosome-lysosome associated apoptosis and autophagy regulator 1 (gene elapor1). NCBI's taxonomy places the organism in Eukaryota, Metazoa, Chordata, Actinopteri, Sciaenidae. Gene Ontology annotation, cellular component: late endosome; lysosome; trans-Golgi network. Bases 60 to 3008 code for a protein of 982 amino acids. Gene Ontology annotation, biological process: positive regulation of vacuole organization; autophagosome assembly. The record is from RefSeq and is a predicted model, not a curated record. The transcript has 22 exons.
GCACAGGUCAGUCCUCACCUCCCCUGGCUCCAUCACUUCAACACUGACAGGAGGCGAAGAUGCAGCGAGGCCUGAUACACCUGAGCCACCUUUUUCUGUGGCUGCUUAUUGGACAAUCCUCUGCGGAAUUGCCCAUGUGCAAAGAGUCAGAUUAUCACUUUGAGUACACAGAGUGUGACGUACUUGGCUCACGAUGGAGAGUUGCAAUUCCCAACAAAGCCGACACAUGCACAGGCCUCCCAGAUCCAGUCAAAGGCACUCAGUGCACCUUUUCCUGUAGUGAGGGGGAGUUCCUUGACAUGCAGAAGCAGCAGUGCCAGAAGUGUGCUGCAGGCACCUACUCUCUGGGCACCGGCGUGGCCUUUGAGGAGUGGGACAGCCUGCCAUCUGGUUUUGUCACCCAUGGGGUGAACACAAAUAGCAGGGCUCUCCACGCAGACUGUUCCAACUCAACCUGGACACCAAAGGGUGAUCACAUAGCCUCAAACACAAAUGAGUGCACUUCAACGCUGUCCUAUGCUGUGAGCCUGAAGAAACCUGGUGUUGUGUCCUUUGAAUAUUUCUACCCAGAGAACAGCAUUUACUUUGAGUUUUUUGUCCAGAAUGAUCAGUGUCAGUCUACAGAGUCUGCAAACCGGUGGAUGAAGAUUUCUGAGAGCAAGUGGAGCAAAUACGAGGUCGAGCUGAGCACUGGCAACAACGUGUUGUAUUGGAGAACCACUACGUACACUGUGCAGGGCAGUGCUGUCAAACCUGUUAUGUUAAGAAACAUUGGCAUCUCAGGGGUGUCCUACACAUCAGAGUGUUUCCAUUGUAAACCCGGCACCCACAGUGCAAAAACCGGAUCUGCCCACUGUAUCCCAUGCCCUGCAGGAACCUACUCCAACAAGGGUGCCACUGUUUGCCACGAGUGUGAAAGCGGCAAAUAUGCAGAGGCUGGUUCAGGGAGCUGCAAACCGAGACCUCCAUGUACAAACAGUGACUACUUCUACACCCACACUCCCUGUGACUCUAAGGGAAAGACUCAGCUCAUGUACAAGUGGAACGAGCCUAAAAUCUGCAAUGAGACUGUGACGGGAGCUGUGAAGCUGCCUGCGUCAGGGAAUAAGCAAACCUGUCCACCAUGUAAUCCGGGUUUCUUUGUCACCAACUCUUCCUCCUGUGAACCCUGCGACAAAGGUUUCUACUCAACUGGAGCAGCCUGUACAAAGUGCCCUGCUGGCACGGAGCCAGUGGUGGGUUUCGAGUACAAAUGGUGGAACACGAUGCCGAAGAACAUGCAGAGCACCAUCUUCCGUCGAGAGUUCGGCAACUCUGAACAUAGCACGGCAUGGGAGGUGGCUGGAGAGUAUGUCUACACCAUCUCCGGAGAUCGGGACACAGACUACAUGAUGCUCACACUCAGUGUUCCUGGAUACAGGCUGCCUCAGUCCAUGGUCAGAGACAGUCAGACAACUGAAAUGUCUCGGAUCACCUUCGUCUUUGAGACCAGAUGUACAGCCAACUGCAAAUUUUACUUCCUGGCAGGUUAUAAUCAGUGGAAUAAUGAUGUGGUGGAGCACUGGACGGGCAGUACCAGCAAACAGUCGUACUCUUACCUGAUCCAGAGCAACAGCACCACGAGCUUUACAUGGACGUUUCAACGAACAGAGGAGUUUAGUGUGGAGAGGAAAUACAGUGCUGAUGUUGCAAAAAUCUACUCCAUCCACAUUACCAAUGUGAUCGGAGGAGUGGCCUCACACUGUCGCCGCUGUGCCCUGAGCUCUGCUAAGGCCGGCUCUGCCUGUGUUCCCUGCCCAGCAGGACACUACAUCAGUUUGACAGGAGUGUGUAAGAGCUGCCCACCAAACACUAUCAUCAGGCCCUAUCAGCCUGUCGAAGAGGACGCUUGUGUUCAGUGUGGACCAAACACACAGGGAAACAAGGCCUACACAGCCUGUCUUAGUGACUGUACGUUGGAUGUGCAGACGAGAGGAGGAGUGCUGCUGCACUACGACUUCACUCCUCUGGCCAACAUGACCGGCUUCCACGGCAGCCCACGCUUCACUGGCAGAGGCUUGAAAUAUUUCCAACGCUUUAAUUUUGGUCUGUGUGGAAAGGAGGGCAGAGUACUGGCUACCUGUGUGGACAAUGUAACAGAGAGCGGCAAAGAGGUCAAAGGUUACAUCUGUCAGUCCACUGUGGUUCCCUCUGACAUCAGGAGUCAGACUAUGGUGUCCUCCCAGCCUUUCAUUAUUGGUGACUCACUCAUUGGUGUGACGACUGACACAACCCUGAGUGGCAUCUCUUCUCCAAACCAGCUGUUUCCCUCUGGGUCCGGCCUGCCAGAUGUCAUAUUCUAUUACAAGUCCAGUGAGACGACUCAGGCUUGUAAACAAGGCAGGUCAGCCACCAUCAGGCUGAGAUGCAAUCCCACAGUGACAGCUAAAGACCUCAUCACACUGCCAAGUAACUGUUCAGAGGGGACGUGUGAUGGUUGUACUUUCCACUUUCUGUGGGAGAGUCAGCAUGCCUGUCCACUCUGCACUAAGAACCACUACAGAGAGAUUGUCAGCGCUUGCAUCCAGGGAAUACAGAGAACCACAUAUGUGUGGCAGCAGCCGUUGCAGUGUUACGGGGGAGAGUCACUACCAGCUCAAAAAGUCAAUGCUUGUGUGACUCUGGAUUUCUGGCUCAAGCUCGGUGUUUCCACGGGAACGAUUGCUGCUGUGCUGCUCAUCAGUCUCAUCUGCUAUUUCUGGAAGAAGACGCGCAAGUUAGAGUAUAAGUACUCCAAGCUGAUGAUGAACUCUGGUGGUAAAGAGUGUGAGCUGCCCACUGCAGACAGCUGUGCAAUUAUGGAGGGAGAGGACGCAGAAGACGAUGUCAUGUUCCUCACCAAGAAAUCCUUCUUCAGCAAAAUGAAGUCCUUCCCACGAGAGAGGACAUCAGAUGGAUUUGAUUCAGUCCCACUUAAGUCAUCAUCUUCACACCAGCAACAAGAGGAGGAAGACUCUGAUGAUGCUUAAUUCAGAGGAUUAACAGAUGCUUCUACCAACGUUCAGAGGAAAUGUUGAAUUUGAGAUAUAUGGUUUGACAUCAAUGUAGCGCCAACAGACGGAGUCAAAAGAAACAGAGGGGGGAUGUUGAAUUAAUUUUAUUUAUUGCAAAAGAUAAAAAACUUCAUGAGGAAAUAUUUUUCAUGUAUUAGGUUACCAAACCUAAUAUUGAAAUACAGAGUCUCCAUAUUGGGGAUUUUCAAAGCCCGAUGGUGUAUUUUAAAAUUAUACAAGAACUGAGGAUAAUGUUAAAGAUGUGUGAGACUUUGUGAAUUCCACAUAACUGUGAGUGUCUAUUUCAUUUUUUUGUGUUUGUAUUAGUUUUUUUCUUUUUUAUUAGAAUAACCAUUUUAUUAUACCGGUUAUUCAAUUUAGUUUGUUUUUUGGCUUUAUGUGAUUUAUGUAUUUGCCACAGCUUUUAAACAUUUUCUACAAUAAAAAUAAUUUAAGAAGGCUUUAAUGCUGCCUUUGCAGAGCAUGAAAAUAACUAUAUCACUUCACAUGACACUCGUGUUACUUCUUUAUAACUUUGUAUGUGUUUUUACUUAAAAAUAGCUCUAUGUCAAAUAUGUUUU